Xenopus laevis (African clawed frog) is the source of this 4467-nucleotide messenger RNA. It is a transcript of the gene kifc2.L, whose product is annotated as kinesin-like protein KIFC3. The transcript is spliced from 19 exons. The coding region runs from base 379 to 3168 and encodes 929 amino acids. The record is from RefSeq and is a predicted model, not a curated record. Lineage: Eukaryota; Metazoa; Chordata; Amphibia; Anura; Pipidae.
GAGGGGAAGGAGGAGAGAAGAUUCCCCAGGGGAGAGUGAGGAUGAGGAUGAGGAGGGGGAAGGAGCAGAAAGGCGGAACCCAAACACUGGGCUGCACUGAUUCUCAUGUACUGAGAUACACAGACCUCACUGUAUCCUACUGAUACACACACAGUGAUACACACACAUUAGUACAGACAAACACAGUGAUACAGUGACACACUCAUUGGCUGACCCUGAAUAUGUGACAGUUGCUGCUGACACUGAAGAGAAGGGGAUGAGGAUGGAGUCUGUGAGUAGAGUUUAGGCUCCUCUUGUUCUGAUAUCAGAAGAUCGGGCCCCUGGUUCUGUGGCCCCUGCGUGUAGCAGCUGGAUAUCGGGCCCCUGGGCAGUGAGAAGAUGUUUGCGUUUUACUCACUGCUGGUUUAUAUCAUCUGCACCUUCCUCAGGCGCCAGCAGCCCCCGGCCGGGGACAUUCAGCACCAGGGACAGCACCCGGAUGACAGCACAGGGAAUAACAAAAAGAAACAGUCCAUUAAGGCCACACAUACAGAUCUCUGCCGUGAUCUUGAUGACCUGGAGAGCAGCUCUGACAGUGAUGGGGUCUCUAAUUCUGAGACUGAGGAGGAUGAUGAUCCAGAAAGGAGAUGCCUCUUACUGCAAGACAUCAGCUCCCCUCUAACUGAGUUCUUAGCCUUCAAGCAGGAAGCAGCCAUGGGGAGAACUUCUACUGGAGCCGAAGCAUCUGGCAAGCCACCAUCCCCGCUCCUUGUGGUAAUGUCACACCUCAUCACUUUCUUGGAACACUACUCCCAAAUGCAGCGGCUCCAGGGGAAGGCACAAGAGUACAGGAACCAACUGAGGCAGGAGGAAAGGAGGCGCAGAAAGCAGCUACGAACCCUGCGUGGGGCCUACAGACAACGCAUGAGAGACAAGCUGAGUCUAAUUGGGAGCCUGGAGAUAGUGAUUAAUGAACAACAGGGCCUCUUGGAGAGGCUGCAGAGUGGCGCUGUCAGCCAAGUGCUCACUGUGUUCCCUCCAUCCCCUGUGGGGGUACACAAACUAGUGGAGUCUAUCAGUGACAUGCAAGGGGAGAGGGCCCAACUGAGAGAAGAGAUUGGAGGACUGAAGCAGGACAUCGAAGAGAAGGAGAGGGAGAAAGAGAACCUUUCCUGCACACUCCAACAACAGAUAGACGAGUUGAAAGGAGGGAUUCAGCAGAGAGAAGAAGAACUGUCCCAGCUCAGAAUGGAAAUGGGAGUCACUGACUCUGAGAAGCGAAUCCAGAACCUGUCUGUGGAAAAUGAAAAUCUGAAACAGAAUCUGAGCGUAACCCAAGGGCUCCUGGAGAGGAUGGCGACUGUCACCGCACAGCCCCCUGCUCAUUUAAUUAAGGAGAACGAAGACUUGCGCAAUAAGGUGCAACACUUGGAGAGCUCCCUCCAGCAGAAGGUGGAGCAGUUGGUGCUCACAAAAGGGCAGGUGGACACCCUGCGCUGGUGUAAGGAGGAGGAGAUACGGCAUAUGGAUGAGAAAAUCCAGGGACUGCAGCUUUCCUUGGAAAAUGAAAGAAAGAAACCUCCACAUGUAGAGUAUGUGACAAAGACACUGGAGAUUGAGUCUCCUACCAUGCUGCGCUCCUUGAUGGAGGCUGAGGAAAGAAACCGUGUGCUCUCCAGUCAAAUUUCUUGCCAGGGAGAGAAGUGCCAAAAACUGGAAGAUCGUCUCAAAGAAUCAGAAGAUCUGAGCACUAACCUCAGGGUUAAGAUUUCAUCUUACGAAACAGAGAUUGAAAAGCUCAAGCAUGAACUGAUGGAGGAGAUUCACCAUCUUGAAUCAAAGAAGGAAGAGGCCAUCAAAGAAGCAUCGGAAUGUUCUGAGCAACAUCUUGACCACCUGAGGGAACAGCUGGCAGGGGUACAGAGCCGAUUGGCCUCCUUACAGCCCGUUCUGAAGAAUAUGAAGACAAACUACAACAGCCUGAGAAGCCAAGUCAAGAACUUCUCUCAGUUUUAUGAAAUUUCCAUCAGGGAAGCCAAAAAGCAGAUCUGUAGUGCAAUCACAGAGGUGUCAGAUUCCAAUAAAGACCUUUUGGCCAAAUAUCAGAGAGAGGUGCAACUCCGCAAGAAAUACCACAAUCAACUGGUGGAGCUAAAGGGGAACAUCCGUGUCCUGUGCAGGGUGAGGCCCCACGGGCAGAAUAAUGACGAGGAAGGGUCCAUCUCCUCUCCCAUAACCAUCAAUAUGAAUGAUGAUACCAGGCUCUCCGUGUUUUAUAAAGGGAAAGAAAAAGACUUUGAACUGGAUAAAGUCUUCCUUCCUCAGUCCAAACAGGAGGAGGUUUUCCAGGAGAUUGAGCCAAUGGUCAUGUCCUGCAUCAAUGGCUACAAUGUUUGUAUCUUUGCCUAUGGGCAGACUGGCUCUGGGAAGACUUACACAAUGGAGGGAACCACAGAAAAUCCAGGCAUUAACCAGCGAGCCAUGCAGGCCCUGUACAAGGAAAUGGAGGCCCGGAAAGGCUUGUGGCACUACACCGUGAGCCUCAGCAUGGUGGAGAUUUAUAAUGAGGUGAUCAGGGAUCUACUUUCCAAAGAUCCACAAGAGAAGCUGGACAUCAAGCUAAACCCAGAUGGAAGUGGUCAGCUUCAUGUGCCUGGUCUGACCAGUACAGAAGUCAACAGCUUCCGGCACAUCAAGAAGCUGCUGACCCUUGGUAAGAAGAACAGAGCCACGUUCUGCACAAACAUGAAUGAGAGAAGCUCGCGCUCCCACGCAUUACUGACUAUUAACGUCAGCGGAAAAGACCUCACCACUGGCACCGUGACCACAGGGAAACUGAACUUGGUGGACUUGGCUGGUUCUGAGCGUGUGUGUAAGUCUGGAGCAGAGGGAGAGAGGCUGAAGGAGGCACAGAAUAUCAACAAGUCCCUUUUGGCUCUAGGGGAGGUGAUCCAGGCACUGCGAGCCAAACAAGGGCAUAUACCCUUCAGGAACUCCAAGCUCACCUACCUGCUGCAGGACUCCCUGGGCAAGGGCAACAAGACAGUGAUGAUGGUGCAGGUAUCACCAUUGGAAGGGAACGUUGGUGAGACUGUAUGUUCACUAAAGUUCGCCCAGAGGGUGUGCAAGGUGGAGCUUGGCCCAGCAUCACGGCGGAUAGACUCCGGGGCCAUCAAGGCCGACAUGUAGCCAAGUCGUGGCAUUGAGAGCCCAGCAUUGCAUUGACCUCCUGCUGGGGCCCCGUACUACAGAUACUCAACUGGCAUUGCUACUGUUCAACUGACACUUUACAAAACCUUCCAAAAACUGUAUUUUAAAGCCAAACUAGCCUGAAUAUAUAUAUAUAUAUAGUACAGUAUUAACGCCUUAAAUGCCAAUACAUGCUUAAGAGAACUGCAUGGCAUCAGCAUUUACAGUGCCAUUUACACCGGAGACGCAACUGGAGGAAUGUACCAACACAAACAGGGCAGGCAGCUUCAUUAAAGGGCUUCUUCACCUUUAAAUUAACUUUUAGCAUGACAUAGACAUUUAUAUUCCGAAACAAUUGGAAGUUUUAGUUUAGUUUUGCAGUCAUUUAUCUUUUUGUUCGGCAGCUCUCCAGUUUGGAAUGUCAGCAGCCACCUGGUUGCUAGGGUCUUGUUUCCCUUAGUAACCAGGCAGUGGUUUUUAAGAAGAAACUGGGAUGAGAACAGGAGAUAAGAAAAACAUUUAAAUGGUCAGAUCAAUUUUUGGCUGCCAAACAAAUAAUUGAAAAAUGUGCAAAAUAAACGAUGAAGACCAAAUGCAAAGUUGCUAGGGAUAGGACAUUCUAUAACAUGUUAAUUUAAAGUUGAACCACCCCUUUAAAUCCCAUGCUGAGAGCACAGGAGAGAAGCAGCUUCUUGUUAACCAUUUCAGUGCUGUGAAAGCGUGGUGCUAUAAUAACCCUUUGGGUGCUGGGUGCAUGCAAUAAAUAACCCUUUGCGUCCCGGUUCUCUCCUGGACAGGUUAAGAGAGGCUUUCGAGAGCUAUUUGUGCCACGGAGCAUGGAGGCCGUACCAGUCAUGGCGACAUCAACUGUUUGACCUUUAAAAAGCCAGAAGCCCAACGUAAAGCCAACUGCCUGUCUGAAGAACCUGGUUGAGGCUCAUGGUGCCAACACCUUUCCCAUUUGUCCCUUCAUUUACUAAGCAGAACUUUAUGGUAUUGGGAGGCGCAGAUGUGGCCAGUAGGAAUCCAGAUUGUUCCGUGAUACUACAGCUUGUGUACAGUGACUGUGUGUUUGUACAAGACUUUACACUAGAACCUGAGACUAAUGUCCAUUGUGUGUCCGGCAUCACAGUUGGCCACGGGGGCUCCAUAGAGUAGGACCCAAUCUGCCCCAACCCCUGUGUUCUUCUUAUGUUCCCCCCUAUAGGGAGCCCCUCAUUCUAGGCGUCCCUUGUAUUUGAUACUGAAUAGCUUUCCUUAGCAAAAACUGCAUUCAAUAAAACUGUGCCGUAAUUCUGU